GUGUUGAGAUCUCCAUUUGUCUUGUGGACUGACCUAGCUUCUAACAUGGCCACCACAGCUCGGUGUUGUUUCUUGUUGCUUAUUCUAGGUGUUAAUGUUCGAGUGGAAUGCUUAUGGAAUUUCCGCGCUGUCGGGGAAUAUCUGACGGGUGACGUGUCUGACUGCAAGAAAGGAUUUUCCGUGGAAGCAACAAGAUACUUCGAAGAAGUUCAUUAUUCCGAUGGUGGCUCAAUCAAUAAAACAGCUUUCCUCGUCAACUACGAUGAUAUCGACACUGUAUCCUUUUUCGGCGAUCUUGAAGCGGGACGGGUCUUCUUGCAGAUGGGCAAUCAAUGCGAAAACGUCACCGGGAACGAUCCUUCUUUGCCGCGCUUCAAUGCGUGGGCUUUCAGAUCGGAGGCCGUUUAUGCACCGACCUACACCAUCCUGACUGAACUCCAAUACCGGAUCACUGAGACUGAUGACCUGAAGUACGUCGUGGAGCGCGGGCUUCCUGCGGUCAAAGUUCCGCUCAACUUAGAUGACCAAUCAGAUAAAGAAGACUACAUUGAAGAAGCUUACGUCAUCUUCGAAGGGCAAGGAGGAGAGGAAGUCCACGAUUUCACGAAGAUGAUUCCGCUGACCGUGGAGAUCUGCCUCAUGAGCAACGGUACGAGGUCGAAAGAACGCUUGUCCAUAAUGGAGUUUGCCUGGAACGUCACCGUUGAGCAGGACGCGAGUCCCGCGGCCGGUAUCCAAUGUGAUGGCUACGGGCGUUCCGAUAUACCUAAUGUCUUCGAUGCAUCGACUCUAGUUCUCCGAACGGAGCAAGUUCUCGACGGCAACGUGACGACAGCCGACAUUGCAUUGGAUUUCGAUAGAAAACUUUUGCGCAUCGAUAAUGGUGUCCAUGACUAUUUCCUCUCGACUAGUCAAAAGGUUAUCUACAAUGUCGCCAAUCCGAACACCAGAGUUCGGACGUGCGACGUCAUGGAUCUGAGCGAGGCAUCCAAACUCCCGUGGACCUUCGUGAGUUUCUCGGUCGAGAGUGCGGGAGACUUCUUCGGAGUGGAUGAGCACUUCAAAAUCAAGACCAGGACGAAACGCCGCGGAAUCGAUUGCGAUUUAGUCUCCGGCCGACGUACCGAUUAUCUGCCGGAGAAAAGUCCCUCCUCUGUGUGGGAGUGGUGUAUCGCCGACGUAAACACGGCCGCAGGCAUCAAAAAAUACAUUGUUCAUCUCGACAUAUUCAUCGACUCGGAGGAAGGACGAUACCAGGAGUCGUACAGCCUCUACGAUACCGAGCAUCCUGAUCAGAAAACACUAUACCUCGAUCAAUUCACCGAGCUCGAACCUUGUUUCGAUUUAGAUCGUAAACGCAAUCUCCAAGUCAUGGUCGAUAGUGUGAAUGAUCCCAUGUACGCGGGCGAAGACGUGGAAUUCGCCGUCGAGUCAGGUCUUUUCAAGGCAGCUCUGCUGGAUAAGCUGCUGGAAGUAUCUGGACUAUCUCCAGACUCUUACAGAUUCGGAUCGACUGAUGCCGUCAUUCUCGGAGAGAAAGAAUCGAUCUUCCAAUUCUAUAUCUUCGAUGCGCCAAAGAACUCGCCCGAAUCCGAGCGUCUCGAUGCAGUUUUCCAAAAGCUUCAGGGAGCGAUUUCUGAUUCCGCCCUUGAUGUGGACGUGAAUGGAAUGAAGUUCGCAAUUCGGAAGGGCUCGCUGAAGGAUGCUCAAGAGAUUGAGGAGAAGACCACGCUCGUUCCCGUGACAGAUCCUUAUACACAAAGUCUGCCAGCGCCCUCCACUACUAUAGCUCCGCCAACGCCACCUAGUCCUCGAACCUCUCCGGAGACUCAAAGCUCGGAUUCAGUCGCCCCCACCACGGAGCCGAGCAAGAAGGAUGAGGAGCCGGACGUCGCGGAGGGUUACAAUGGAGCUCUCAUUUUCGGAAUCGCAUCCACGAUCCUCAUCGCUGGAGUCGGCGUUGGAAUCAUCGGAGGAAGGGAGGUCUUGAGUCGUCGGAUAUGACUGACUCCUUGAACGAGCAAGAGCUCAAAAGGGAUCCAGAGCGAUCCCGAUGGCGAGAGAGUUAGUUUGAUGUCUCACAUUCGGGAUCAGAAUAAAAAGAGAUUUUU
This is a messenger RNA of Galendromus occidentalis (western predatory mite), 2111 nucleotides long. RefSeq lists its product as uncharacterized. Bases 46 to 2004 code for a protein of 652 amino acids. The transcript is spliced from 12 exons. The record is from RefSeq and is a predicted model, not a curated record. NCBI's taxonomy places the organism in Eukaryota, Metazoa, Arthropoda, Arachnida, Mesostigmata, Phytoseiidae.